GGCGGGAGCUAGCGCCAUCCCCUCCCACGCAUGCGCUGCGCCCGCCCCCCCGGAUUGGACGCGCGCUCAGGGGGCGGGGCACACGCAGGCGAGGCGGAAGUGCCUGCUGCCGGUGCUGUAGUAUCACGACCACCCAACCGCCUAUCCUGAGGGGUCCCCUGGGAGGAACUGUGAGAGGACGGUACCUAUGUGUUGACAGUGGUUGAGUAGCAGACGUUGGCUCCUCACAGCUGCCUGUCCAGAGAUGGCAGUUUCCCCUGGAUCUGUGCUUGUCCCAGACUGGCACAGGUCGCCAGAGGGCAAAGUGUACUUCGCCACCAUCCUGCGGAAGAACAAGCGGAAAUUCUUUGGGCUGAUGGAAAGGCCAGUGCUCCCCCCGCGGAUGGCCGCCGACACGGCCAGCUACAAGGUUUUUGUCUCUGGGAAAAGCGGCGUGGGCAAAACCGCAAUGGUGGCCAAGCUGGCGGGACUCGAGGUGCCCAGUGCGCAUCAUGAAACAACAGGGAUCCAGACGACGACGGUGUAUUGGCCGGCCAAGCUGAGGGACAGCGGCAGGGCGCUCAUCUUCAGGUUCCACUUCUGGGACUGCGGAGAAGCAGCUCUAAAGAAGUUUGAUCACAUCCUGCCUGCCUGCAAGGAGAAGGCAGAUGGCAUCCUCUUCCUGUUUUCUUUCACCGACCGCUCAUCCUUCAACGACCUCCCCAGCCAGAUCUCCCGUGUCACGGAGGGCGCCGAAGACCUUGUCAAAAUAGUGAUCGGCUCCAAGUUCGACCAGUUCAUGCACACCGACGUCACGGAGCGAGACCUGGCGGAGUUCCAGCGCGCCUGGCGCCUGCCCGUGCUGCGGAUGAAGAGCGUGAACGGGCCCCGGCUGGCUGAUGGGCAGACCCUGGAUGGCCGUGCGGGGCUGGAGCAUGUGGCUCAUGUGCUGAACGUGCUGGCGGAGCACCUCUGGUACCAGGACCAAGUGGCGGCCGGCCUGGUCCCUGCGUUGCAGCCUGGCGCGGAGGAGACCUCCCCAUGCUGAGAAUCAGCUCGCCUAAAACUUGGACACGACUGGCGGGAACUCCACUGCAGCCCCGUAAGGACCAGCUCAUGUGCAGAUCUGGGAGCCUUCUGCUCCUUCUGGCUCUAGCAUAUAGAUCUGGGAGCCCUCUGGCUCUAGCUUCCACAUCUGGGGGCCCUGUGACUCUAGCGUCCCCAUCUGGGAGCCCUGUGGCUCUAGCAUCCCCAUCUGGGAGCCCUGUGGCUCUAGUGUCCCCAUCUAGGAGCCCUGUGGCUCUAGUGUCCCCAUCUAGGAGCCCUGUGGUUCUAGCUUCCAUGUCUGGGAGCCCUGUGGCUCUAGCGUCCCCAUCUGGGAGCCCUCUGGCUCUGGCAUCCAGAUCUGGGAGCCCUCUGGCUCUAGCAUCAUGCAGAAGCACCCUGCUUGGCACUGGCAUCACACAAGCCCACAGCCAGAUUCAUCUGGGGACCUUUGUUUCUGGGGGCUGUGCCCUGAGACAGCACAGUCCCGAUUUCCAGAGAAGCUAAACACCCUCAGCUCACACGGAUGUGCCUCGGGGUCAGAGCACCUCAGCCCCAAGCAUCCCACGCUGGGUAUCCAGAAUCCCAGACCACUCCUGGCUUUAGCUUUGAGCUGAGCCGGUCCAGCUGCAGCCUGUAUGCUCCUUCCUUCGUCCCUAUAGAGAACCAGGUGGUGGCCAGGGAACCGGUGGAGGCUGGCGCGGUGGGACGCGGUGGGUGGGGCUAGGCCGUUUUGGAGCUCCGGGGAUGGGUGCCCCAGCUUGGCAUGCCAAAGCAGCGAGACGAGCUGGGCGGCUCGUGGCUGACUCCAUGUGGACGUGGCAUGGCUGAGCGUGUCCUUCGGCCGCGUGCACGUCUGAACCUCCAUCACCUUCGUAUCUGGGCGGGCUCUGGGCUCCGAGCAGCAACAGCUCUCAGUUCUUGGUUAUUAAAUGCUGAUGCCUGUUUGGGUGGCAUUGAAAGGUAUCCCCAGGGUCUAGCUCGCCCUGGCUCUGCCUGUGGCAUGAGGGGCCGGGCUGCGGUCCCCGGGUGGGAUUCAGGCUGAGUUGUGGUGAGUCUCUGCCCCCUGCUUGUGCUGGCGUCAGGGGCAUGGCCUGGGCUGGCAGCUCGGGGGCCAUUCCUGCCCUCGCUGGAGCUGUGGGUAACUGUCAGGCCCUGGGUGACUCGGUGAAAUCUGAAAACAGGCUCCCAGAGCG
Pelodiscus sinensis (Chinese soft-shelled turtle) is the source of this 2219-nucleotide messenger RNA. NCBI's taxonomy places the organism in Eukaryota, Metazoa, Chordata, Testudines, Trionychidae. The record is from RefSeq and is a predicted model, not a curated record.